AUGCACCCAUUCUGCAGUUUGCUGGUCGAUGUUCCAGCAUACGCCAAGACACCUGAUUUCGAGGCUUGUCGAGAAAGGCAAGAGCCAAGACACCAGCCGGGCAAUUAUCACUUGGCAGCUGCUUAUCAGGAGAAGAGGGGCCACCUGCAUUCAGGCACAAUUCGGAUGCAGGAUGCAGGACAAUCUAUGAAGCCGCUGGAAGCCGUUGUGAAUAGUGUCAGGAGUAUGACAGCCGGUAUUGGAAUACAGACAAACACCCUUGCCCGCUUGCGUUUCCCCUUCGUAUUCAGAUUGGCCUCCCCAUGGGGCUCGCUAAUCUUGCCGAAGUCCAGAUGAGAAAGCAGCCAUCACUUUCCGUUUUGGUGCCUUUUCUCUCUAGAAAUGUACUAGUUAGCAUGGAAUCACUCGUAUUGCUACAAGCGAGAGAACCGUAUUCAGAAAUGCAACCACUCUACUUCAAACUAUCAAGUUCUAUGACAAAUCACAGCAAUUUGACUCUUGUUGAGGGUUUAUAG
This is a messenger RNA of Hymenoscyphus albidus, 515 nucleotides long. The record is from the annotation of a GenBank genome assembly. Lineage: Eukaryota; Fungi; Ascomycota; Leotiomycetes; Helotiales; Helotiaceae.